Molecule: messenger RNA, 2493 nt
Organism: Monomorium pharaonis (pharaoh ant)
Lineage: Eukaryota; Metazoa; Arthropoda; Insecta; Hymenoptera; Formicidae
Exons: 1
Coding region: 1-2493 (830 amino acids)
Biological process (GO): DNA integration
Molecular function (GO): nucleic acid binding
Source: RefSeq, a predicted model, not a curated record
AUGGCGGGCGGUUUCACUCUCCGAAAGUGGAUAAGUAAUUAUCCUUCCAUUCUUAAAGACAUUCCAACUGAACAUCAAACGAACCUCACAUCGCUAGAAUUCAAAGAUAGUACAGUUUUUAACGCAUUAGGAUUAUGCUGGCAACCAGCAAUUGAUGCCUUUCAAUUUACCUUAAAACUUCCUUCUACAAAACACAUUACGAAACGAUCUAUCUUGUCCACCAUUUCAACAUUGUUCGAUCCCCUAGGUUUGCUAUCUCCAAUCACUAUUAAAGCAAAAAUACUCAUUCAAGAAUUGUGGGCCAUUAAACUCGAUUGGGAUGACCAUCUUCCUAUGAUGGUAACCAACAAGUGGACCACGUUUCUCAAUACUCUUCAAGAAAUGACUCAUCUCACGUUUCCUCGUUGGCUUGGAUGCAAGUCAACGGAUAAAAUCGAAAUUCAUGGUUUCUGUGAUGCUUCCCAACAAGCAGCUGCUGCCGCUGUAUAUCUUAGAUCUACAGAUUCAAAUGGCAUCAUUUCAAUAAAUCUUGUGGCUUCAAAGACAAAAGUCGCUCCAUUAAAGAAACUUACGAUACCCAGACUCGAACUUUCCGGAGCUGUUCUGUUAGUAAAGUUAAGUUCACACAUAUUGAAGGUACUUGAAAUUGGAAAUAUUCCUAUUUAUCUGUGGACGGAUUCUGCCAUUACAUACACGUGGAUUAAUAAUCAUCCAUCUCGAUGGAAAGAAUUCGUUCACAACCGAGUGUGUUACAUUCAGGAAACCUUACCUUCCGCACGUUGGAAAUUUGUUCCGGGUAAUGAGAAUCCGGCUGAUCUUGCUACCCGAGGAUUGACUCCCAUUCAAUUAUCGGAACACCCAACAUGGUGGACCGGACCCCCAUGGCUGUCACAAAAUUCCUCAAAGUGGCCACAGCCACCCAAGGCACUUUCUGUUAACGAAAACCUUGUAGAACGUCCAGUUAAGAUUUUCACAACUAAUCUCACGCCUCCACCACUUUGGGAUCUUGUUCAUAAAUAUUCCACAGUAAUGAAAUUGUUCCGCAUUACUGCCAUUUGUCAGCGUGUACUUGCUCGAAUGCGCAAGCAUCCACAAUCAUCAUUAACAAUCCCACUAACCACACAAGAAAUAGACAAUGCACGAUUUUUCUGGAUAAAACAUAUUCAAAAUUCUUCAUUUGGUCAAGAAAAAAGACUCCUUUCGAGCGGACAAUCAUUGCCUAAAUCUCAUUCACUUGCUAGACUAACUCCCUUUCUUGACGCUACCGGAUUACUACGAAUAGGAGGUCGCCUUCAGGCCUCAUUAUUACCUCCGAACGCAAAACAUCCUCUGAUUCUUCCGAGAAAGUCACCGUUAACCUCGUUGAUUAUUUUAGACUCCCAUUUACGAACAAUGCAUGGAGGAACACAACUCACGCUUAAUUAUAUCAGAAACAACUAUUGGAUCGUUGGAGGGCGGGCUCCUAUACGCUCUUUUAUUUUGAAGUGUGUAAAAUGCACUCGAUAUCGACAAAGUCGAGCUCAACAACUAAUGGGACAACUUCCAUCUGAACGAAUCACACCUUCGCGUCCUUUCUUGCACUCAGGCGUUGACUAUGCUGGCCCUUUCACUAUAAAAACCUGGAAAGGAAAAAAUGCCAAAACGUAUAAGGCAUAUAUGGUUUUGUUCGUUUGUUUUUCGACUUCGGCAAUUCAUCUAGAAUUGGUCACUGAUUAUACCACCGAGGCAUUUAUUGGAGCAUAUAAACGUUUCACCUCUCGAAGAGGAAUAUGUGCGACGUUGACUAGCGAUUGCGGAACAAAUUUCACAGGAGCAGAUUGCGAAUUGAAAAGAUUAUUUUCUUCCUCAACAAAGGAACUAGGCGAGUUGGCAUCCGUCCUAGCGAACGACGGCACUCAAUGGAAGUUUCAUCCUCCGGCUGCUCCUCACUUUGGAGGAAAAUGGGAGGCUGGAGUUAAGUCCGUCAAAUAUCAUUUAAAACGCGUAGUGGGAGAUACAUUGCUCACGUUUGAGGAGAUGAAUACGUUGCUAACUCAAAUUGAGGCAGUACUCAAUUCACGGCCCUUGAGUCCUCUUACGGAUGAUCCUGAUGACCUUCAGGCCUUGACUCCUGGGCACUUUCUCGUGGGAAAUGCACCUUCAGUCAUUCCCGAACCAUCGUUGGAGACAGUAAAGUCUUCACGACUUUCUCGAUGGCAAUUGACCCGUCAAAUGUUGGAUAGUUUCUGGUCGCGAUGGUCCAGGGAAUGUCUGCAGCGCUACUAUUCUAUUCAUAAGUGGAAUCAACCAUCUCCAUCUCUGUCAAAUGGCUCCCUUGUGCUAGUCAUUGACGAGCGCUACCCUCCGUCUAAAUGGCCUCUAGGGCGCAUAAUUCAAACUCACCCGGGCCCUGAUGGUCUUGUACGAGUCGUGUCCAUUCGGACACAAAAAUCAAUUCUAAAACGACCAAUUGCAAAACUCUGCCCAUUACCUAUCAACAAUGAUAAUCUCUAA